Molecule: messenger RNA, 723 nt
Organism: Caenorhabditis remanei
Lineage: Eukaryota; Metazoa; Nematoda; Chromadorea; Rhabditida; Rhabditidae
Exons: 5
Coding region: 1-723 (240 amino acids)
Molecular function (GO): protein binding
Source: RefSeq, a predicted model, not a curated record
AUGGACGCCCUCGAAAACAGUUUAAUAUCAAAAAUGAGUCAAAUGACGACCGAUGACAGAGAGAAUUUGAUACGAAAAUUCGCGGAUAUCAUUUCUCCACAAAUUAUUCCACACGACUUAGCUUCAUUCUACUUGGAUCUAGCCAACUGGAAUCUAUCAACAGCACUGUCAGUUUUCUACGAUCAGAAUGGAGAUUUGGUACAUAUGGAAGAAGCAUUCCGGCAGUCAUGUCUAUCAUCAACAAUCAAGGAAUGCACAAACGGGGAAGCUAUUUCUGGGUCGUUCACGUAUCGUCCAAAUGCGACAUUCUUCUGUGGAUGGAGAGUUGUCAACGAUGGGAGAUUCAGAUGGCCUGAAGGGACUCGACUCGCUUUCGUUGAUGGAGAUCCGAUCGACUAUGAAGUAUGGAAAGACACAGUUCUCGACCCGGAUCAGUCAGAGAACAUCGAUAUUCGUAUCACAUGUCCAAUCGAGAUGGGGGAUUUCAAAGCACGGUUCCAAUUUGUGACACCACAGAAUAUCUUCUUUGGAGAGUCAAUUUGGGUCAUCAUCCGAGUUCGUCCUCUCACCGAAGCCGAGGCAGCAAUGGAAGUAUCAGCACAACCAAUGGAUCCAUAUCCAUAUCCACAACAACUCGCUGUGUUACCGUAUAACGAGGGACCAAGUGGAACCCACCCAUCGCCAGUUCAGGAUCCAACUCAUGACGAGGCCAUGAUGGAAUAA